Messenger RNA from Rhincodon typus (whale shark), 1207 nucleotides. RefSeq names its product electron transfer flavoprotein-ubiquinone oxidoreductase, mitochondrial. The record is from RefSeq and is a predicted model, not a curated record. Gene Ontology annotation, biological process: electron transport chain. The coding region runs from base 333 to 1193 and encodes 286 amino acids. Gene Ontology annotation, molecular function: electron-transferring-flavoprotein dehydrogenase activity. Gene Ontology annotation, cellular component: mitochondrial inner membrane. The transcript is spliced from 7 exons. NCBI's taxonomy places the organism in Eukaryota, Metazoa, Chordata, Chondrichthyes, Orectolobiformes, Rhincodontidae.
CCUACAGGGCUCAACAACGAACGGUCUGACGAAAAAUUGGCUCUGUUUUUUCACUACACAGGCUGCCGGACCUGCUGUGGUUUUCCUGCACUCUUCUUUCAGAUUUCCGGUUCUUUAAUGCUUAUUUCCCACAGGGCCGUAUGCGUUCCAGCGCAGGCGCAAGAGGCGGGUAUUGUGACUCUUCAAUCAGUUAACGCAGAUGGGGCGGAGCGAGGCUUCACUAAGGGCUUUGGUUUGACACGGGAACGGUGACCUGAGCUUGAAGGGUUUUACAUUGCAGUUUCAAAGACCCCGUGUCAUAUUGUUUUGAGUGGGUGACGGGUUGUUGUGGAAUGUGGUCGACGGCUAACCGGUUUACAGCACGAGUGCACAGAUGUUUAUAUUACUUGAAAACGAUACAGAAUGAAUCUCUUCAGUCCUCUGUUUGUACGAAAAGAUGUGUUGCCUCCUCUUCAUCUUCUCACAUCACUACUCACUAUACAAUCCAUCCUCGAGAUAAAGAUUCACGAUGGGAAGGGGUCAACAUGGAGCGGUUUGCAGAUGAAGCUGAUGUAGUGAUAGUAGGUGGAGGACCUGCUGGUCUGUGUGCAGCAAUCCGCCUUAAACAGUUGGCCGAAAGACAUGACCAGGAAGUACGAGUAUGUUUGGUGGAGAAAGCUGCACAGAUAGGUGGACAUAUCCUGUCAGGGGCUUGCCUGGAUCCAAAAGCUCUCAUUGAGUUGUUUCCAGAUUGGAAAGACAGAGGGGCUCCACUACAUACACCAGUAAAGGAAGAUGCAUUUAGUAUUUUAACAGAGAAAUACAGAAUUCCAGUUCCACUGUUACCAGGUCUUCCCAUGAGGAACCAUGGAAAUUACAUUAUUCGUUUAGGACACUUGGUUAGAUGGUUAAGUGAACAGGCAGAAGAACUUGGUGUGGAAUUGUACCCAGGGUACGCAGCCUCUGAGAUUUUGUUCCAUGAAGAUGGAAGUAUUAAAGGGAUUUCUACCAAUGAUGUUGGUAUUCAUAAAGAUGGAUCUCCAAAGGACACAUUUGAAAGAGGAAUGGAACUUCAUGCCAAAGUCACGAUAUUUGCUGAGGGCUGCCAUGGACACCUUGCCAAGCAAUUGUACAAACAAUUCAAGCUAAGGGAGAACUGUGAACCACAGACGUAUGGUAUAGGAUUAAAAGAGGUAAAAAAAAAAAAGUUUUGAAUUUCCCCAUGGAA